Molecule: messenger RNA, 663 nt
Organism: Xenia sp. Carnegie-2017
Lineage: Eukaryota; Metazoa; Cnidaria; Anthozoa; Malacalcyonacea; Xeniidae
Product: transcription factor LBX2-like
Exons: 2
Coding region: 1-663 (220 amino acids)
Biological process (GO): regulation of DNA-templated transcription
Molecular function (GO): DNA-binding transcription factor activity, RNA polymerase II-specific; DNA binding
Source: RefSeq, a predicted model, not a curated record
AUGGCUUUUGCAACUCAACGACAAUUCCUGCACAAAUUGAGAGAAAUCAACCAGUUCAGAAUGUAUCGCGAACAGAAUGCGGGUUUGACGCCUUUUUAUCCUCGUCAAACCUAUCCAACUCGGUCUGCGUACCCGUAUCCUUUUUACAUUCCAUCGAACCAAAGUUUGAAUAUUGGAGCUUCUUCGGUCCCGAAAAGUUCGUCAGGCAUCCUGCAUGAUGAGAAUCCUUAUUCCAACGCAACAUCGAUCAACUCAUUACCAUACACGCAAUCCAGACCACAAGCACCAUAUAUUACAUCAACUGCUCCAGAGCACGACGAGGUGAGACUACCAAAGUAUUUUCGAUGCACGCUUGGGGAAGGUCCCGGUCGAUAUCGUCGAGAGAGGACCGUUUUCACGCAGGCGCAGCUGAAGAUUUUUGAGAAAAGAUUUGCCUGCCAGAAGUACCUUUCUACGCAAGAGCGCUAUGAGCUUGCAAAGCAUCUUGGGCUGUCGGCCCUGCAAGUGAAGACAUGGUUCCAAAACAGGCGAAUGAAGUGGAAGAAAGAGAAAUCUUUAUUAUCAAGAGAGAAGAAGAGUGUAGGGGAUACAUGUGGUCUUGCUCGAGGGCCCCAAAAUGUAAAUAUCGAAAACUCAUGCACCAAAAUAGUAGAGGAAUCUUAA